AUGGCCUUUUCGAAGGCUUCAGCAAAAGCAAAUACCGAACAAGAGAAAAACACUGUUCGUAGUAAUCAGGGUGGGACACACAAAACUACCAUACUGUAUUGUACUGUCGCAGACGGUAACACCUCGUCAGUUGAAAAACUACAGAUUGUCGCAAUCAGUAGACAUACUGAAAAAUUGUACAUUGUUUCUGACAACUGCGAUGAAGCUGUGAAACUGAAACAAAAACUCGCGUUAGAUCAAGAGUUUUAUGAGCAUAUGCAAACAUGGCUAACUUUUCCGAACGAGGAGGUGAAACCCUUCAUUGCAGAGGAUAAAAUUGUUGAUUUGAUCAUUUCGGAGCCGCAUCCACCAAAGGAUUUGCAUUUGUUGCAUGAGAGUUUUUUGCCCACUGCUGCUUACGAUGAUGCGACCACGUCAAUGAACUUGGUUUCAAGUUCCGUCGUGCCCCAAAACUUCGCCACCGGAACAUUCAACAUUGAUGGUUUACUCGUGCCGGUGAACAAACGAGGGCAUCCAACUUCCCUAACCUUGAAUUACUAUUCGAUUUCGUCGGGAAUAGGGAAUCACUUUUCGGGGAAAUCACCAGCCCAGGUAAUGCAGGUGUUGCAGGCGCGUUAUUUCAACAAACAACCCUAUUUCGAGUUGGGAUUCAAGCAGAGAGCGUUGGCGUCAAAGAUGGUGAAUUUGUGGUUUGCGGAGCAUGUUAUCGAUGAUUACAGGAGAAAUCUUUUUGAUGACGCAGAAAUAACUAAAGUGAUAGCGGGAUUUUUUAAAAAAGUCACAACUCAAAACUACCAAAAGGCGUUCGAGGGCAACGGAGGUUCAGAGAACCCUGAUGGCAGGAGUAUUCGGUUUAGCCUGAAGGGCAUUUUCAAACCGAAACAUGGAACUCCGGACAUUUACAAGGCUGGACAGGGUAUUUCGGCUUGGAGCACGGACGCAUGUGCAAUGUUUUGCUUAAUCUUCAGAAUUCUUUGUCGCUUCUCAAUCAAGAGUGAAAAAUACCAUGUGACGACCGAUUCAUAUCUGACGGAACAGGAAUUCAUGAUGAAUGUAAAAGCGAAAAUAAUGCAGGUACCGGCAGUUGCAAAAUUUGCAACAACUGACGGUAUAACUUUUGAUGCCAACCAGAAUGCCUUCACCCAGCUGAUUGAAAAAAUGUACUGGGGUGCCCUUGGCGUUCCAGAAGAUUUUUUGGAACAUUAUUACUCGUUCCGGAAAAAUUACAUAAUCAUAUCGAGUGUGGCUAUUGGGUUUGCUGGGACACAAAAGACCAGUGGCGAACCCGAAACACUUCCAAACAACGGAGUCGUGUCCAAGAUCGCUUCAAACUUCAUUGUUAGGGGUGAAGGACCGGUUGCUUUGAUAUACAAAGGGGAUGAUUUCACCAAACGACAACUGAAUUUGGCCAUCAAUGAGAGUAAUCGUGAAGCCUUGAACACCGCUUGUGCAUUGGGGUUACGUGUCGAUAUCGCGGAUUCAACAGAGUUUUGCGGUUUGAUGUUUUCUGCCGGGAAUCUUUUCCCGUCAAUUCCAAGGAAAAUUAACAAGCUUUGCGCUCACAAAUUUGUCGACUAUCAGCACUUUUGCGAGUAUCAGGAUUCGUUGAGAAAUUGGAUCACUAUAUCUUCCACGCUUGGUUCACAAAUGAUGAUAGCAGCAAACGCCGCCCAUUACAAAACAUCUUUUAAGGAAAUGGAAUUUGCUUAUGACUACAUUGACACGAUGAAGGAUCAUAGCAAGGACAAGAAAACAACCGCAACGUCGACUGGAGAAACUGCUGACAAAAACAAUGCGUUGUUGGCAUUUUACAAAGCCAUUUCAGGACUCUUCACGCAGCUUGCACAAAAAGAAUUUCUAUUUGAUAGAAGCACCGUCUUGAAAGAUGUGGAUAGGCUGGUGAGAGGCUCCGUAAAAAGAGUCUUGCACCUGCCGAGUCAUGUCCCUAACUGCGUGAUCCACGCGAAAGUUAGAGACGGCGGGCUGGGUAUCCUCGAGAUGCGCCACGCCAUUCCUCAGGCCUUGCUGAGAAGAAUGGAUAACGUGGAGUAUGGAGGGGACCCGGUGCUCAACGCGACUAUGCUGACCCCAAGGAUUCAAAGCAUUGUUGUGCGGCUUCAGAAACUGGCAGGGAACGUUCCUACAGAACAGAUUUAUCGGGCUGCUAUAACAAGUGACCCGAUGACAACCGGCAUACAGAUUUCGACCGAAGACCCUGCUAGCAGGGGGUGGGUGUCUGACAAACCCACCGGGUGGACAGGUCGGGACUACGUUCGAGCCAUCCAGCUUCGAGCAAACGUCCUCCCAACGAGGGGCAUACCCUCCAAUCCCGAGCACCUGCGUCGGUGUCGUAAUACGGGUUGCAAUGCCGUUGAAUCCCUCUCCCACGUGCUGCAGCAAUGCAGUGCAUCGCACGGUGAGAGGGUACGGCGUCAUAACGACGUCGCACGGAAAAUUGCAGCCCAUACGCGCAAGACCUGGGACACGGAGGAGGAGCCCCACGUUCGUCAUCAAGACGGCCAACUCUAUAAGCCUGACAUCGUCGUACACAAAGACCGCAACACCAUCGUGGUCUGCGACGUUCAGGUGAGUUGGGAGGGAGCGGAUGGUCUAACGACGGCCUGGGAGAGGAAGCGGGGGGUUUACCAAAACCCCAAGUUUGUCGAGGCAGCAGCACGGAGGUGGCCUGGAAAAACCUGCGAGUUUACGCCCUUGAUCAUCGGGGCGCGCGGCACCUGGCCGCGUUGUAACGAGCCCACGGAAAGAGCACUUGAACUGACCAAGCAACUCAAAGCGAGCGAGUAUGGGCCGCCUCCAAUCGCUAGAAGACAGAUGCCGCCCUCGAACUCAGUAGAAUUUUGGAAGGAACGCUCGGAACACACGGCUCUAUUUAGUCCUCAUUUUAGAGGAAGGAGACUUUUUCAGGUUGGAGGACAUUCUUGGCUGCUUGCCUCUGCAAUUUUCUCUUCUAAAUACAGCUCGGGCGACCAGCCUUAUUUGCGAGAUGAGUUUCAGGUAAUUAAUUCGUUUGGAAGCAGCCCGCAAAACCAGCAGCAGCAGAAGCCAAGUGGCAGAGUGGAUCUGCCUUAUGGUUCUCUCUCUUGGCCGAUCACUUGGCCCCCUACAUUCCUCUACUCGAGUCCUUACGAGGCCGACACAGGGGUAAGGUCAUUUCCACAGCGGGCACAUAAAACGUCCCGGGUGUACAGGACUAACCGCGUUUCACGCGACCUGUCCGACAACUUUGACAGCUUUUCGUCUGGUGUGUUCGUUACCAUAAUGAGUGUCGUGCAUUUGAACCCCACCUCACCCACUGUCCCCUUGAACUUAUCUUCCAGUUCCUCGGGCUCUUCGGGCUCGGAGAUCAGAGGACCCAAUCGUGUCGCCGAUCACGGUGCACCCGCACCCGCUACGGCGGGUGCGGGGAUCGACGACACUACAAGUAAAGUCUUCUCCUCGUUGAAUGACCUCCAAGAGGUCUUCGCAGAAAGACUCAAUGAUCAUAUCAUUGAAGGCUUAAACUUCGUAACUACCAAAGUAAGCCGCAAGGCCAAAAAGGAUGUUGUCAUCAGCUCGAUGGUCAAGAUCUUCAAACUUCUCCAAUCUGAUAUGCUUAAUUUACGUAAAGCUCAAAAAGCUUCUUCUAAUACCAGACUUCUGGUGAAAACCAUUGGUUCUGUUUUAAAUAAAAUUGCUAAAGCUGGCGAGUCUGUGUCUGCUCCGCCCAGCCCUCAAGCUGAAAAACACUGGCUAGACAGCCAUAAAUAUAUCCCGGUACCCAAGCCAACAUACGAUGUGGACUCACAAACCGUAGGCAACAGUACAAAUGACAUAGCAACACAAACGGACAUCCAGACUAUAGACGAGGAGAUGAGGGCAGAGAUAGUGGAGACCCUAGAAGGAGCAAAGGAGACCAGGAACACGUAUGCCCUAGUGGUGGAAAAGGAGGGAAAGGUCUUUGAGGAGGUGCUCAAAGAUAUUAAAGAAAAUGUACAGGGUAUUAAAAAUCGACAGGAUAUUAGAGCCGUGCGCAAGACAAAGGACGGAAAACUUCUUAUCACAAUAGAAAAGGACGAGGAGGCCCUUAAGAGCUUAGACAGAGCAAUGGAGGGCUCAAAGCAGGGCUUUAAAGUCAGGACGUGCAGCGACCGAAAGGCACAGGGCACAAUUUACGUGAGAGGUAUGGAAGCCACCACUAGACAAGAGGAACUUAUGGAAGCGGUUAAAGAAGAAAUGAAAGAUCCCAACAAGAUCUACAAGACGACUGAGGAUGAGGCCAUAUCCACCUGGCUGAGGGAAGAGGGGGAUGCUGGACGGGAGUUGCCUAAGUUGUUUGACAAAGACACGUUCACCUACUUGGCGCAGAGCUUUGAAUACCAGGGCUUUGAUGUGCGCAGGAUCAUCAAGACCAUGAUCUCGAUGCAUCGGAGAGGUCUGACCCGUGCUGACGUCACUGUGCAAGACGCAGCUGGGAAUAAGAUCUACUCCAGCAGGGACUCGUUGAUGGCUGAUGUUCGUAUCAUGAUUGCCAUCUUCAUAACCAGGGGUAGUGAUGUCAAGAAAAUCAAAGCCAAGUCUACUGAGUUGGCUUCUAGAGUGAUCACCUCUCUGGCCGAGAAGUAUAGUCUCAGCCUAGACACCAGGGCAUCUCGGACAUCGUUGGGACCUGACAUCAUCACCUUGCCAAGAGUUGCCGCUUGUUUCCCACUUGUUGUCUGCCAGGCAUACAAUCAAGGGAUAGGCAAGACGCUGUACAGCCUCAAAGACCUGGGAUUGACUGACAACUCAAGCAAGGCAAUACUUACCACGUCCAUAACUGCCUUGGUCCCCAAGAUCACAGAAGAUGGGGUGAACAACAUCAUGCCUCUCAUCCUUCUCUGCCAUUUUCUCACCGAUAAUGUCAUCCAUUCAAAAAAGAAUGUCACCAGACUGGAGCACAUGCUAACUUACCUGAAGGCAGAGUACAGAUCUCAAGCCACGCCAGAUGCCUCUAGAGUGGCGGCAUUCAAUGAAUUUGGUUACUUGACAGCCGGCAAGAAAAGCUUUCUGCCUUCUCUGCUCACGGCUUCUGCUGCAGCACUGGAGAAGAUAAGAGUUGUUCUAAAAAUAAGAACAAGUUCUUUACCUGUGCUCGAAGAGUGGAUGAAAGGGAUCUUUAAUUGUUUGGCACAUAAUGUUCUUGAACAUAUGGUUAGAACAAUUGCCUUGCAGAAAGGCAACAGGAGUUUUUUUAACCAGGCAGACAAGUUGAGGAAGAAGAAACGAUCCUUCCUUUUCCUUCCAAAAGUGGAGUGGAACUCCCUUUUGAAAAAUUUAGAAGUGAGCAAGAAAUCCUAUUCCAAGGAGAUAAAGAAACAUUCCCAAUUUCUGAAGAGACCCAGGGCUGUUCAAGUUAUCUUAGAACUACUAAAAAAUAAAAAUACCACUUUAAAAAUUUGUGCAAGUGAAAUUCUUCACACCAUUCAUCAAUGCCAGCCCCUUGGAGAUUUUAAUGUUGAUCAUCCUAUAUCAAUACAGGGACUGGAAGGACAGAAGGGGGCUGAAACCAAAGACAUUGUCACAACAAAAAUACCUGGUUUGACAAGAGUUUUUCACAAGUUCUUGUUAAAAAACUUGCCUGAAAUAGCCCCUUUCUUGCGACUAAGUGAAUAA
Messenger RNA from Brassicogethes aeneus, 5652 nucleotides. Lineage: Eukaryota; Metazoa; Arthropoda; Insecta; Coleoptera; Nitidulidae. The record is from the annotation of a GenBank genome assembly.